AUGACUGAUCAUUUUGGAGUUGGUUAUGGAGCUGUGGUCGCUCUCGGCGGUUUGAUUGGCUUCUUGAAAGCCGGAAGCUGGCCUUCUUUUAUUGCUGGCGUGGGCUUCGGAGCUGCGGCUAUCUUCGGAGCCGUUAAUCAUCAAUUUGUGGUGCUGGCUGGUAAGUUUUGUUGAUAUUAUACUUGAUUUUUAGGUGUCAGCGGGUUCUUGAGCGUUUUAAUGGGUCUUCGCUUCUAUAACACUGGAAAAAUGAUGCCAGCUGGAGUGGUUGCCGCAUUAAGGUUAGUGUUUUCUAAAUUUUAAAGAUUUUAGGAUAUUCUUUUAAAAAUUUUUGUUAUUUUUACUAAAAUUGUAAGCUUCUAUGGAUAACAUCUAAAAACCUUAAACUUUUAAUUAAUCUGCUAUUUCAGCAUUCUAAUGUUUAUACGCACAAUGUUAAUCUUGUCUCAGCGGAGAUAA
Bursaphelenchus okinawaensis is the source of this 459-nucleotide messenger RNA. NCBI's taxonomy places the organism in Eukaryota, Metazoa, Nematoda, Chromadorea, Rhabditida, Aphelenchoididae. The record is from the annotation of a GenBank genome assembly.